Messenger RNA from Sphaeroforma arctica JP610, 1214 nucleotides. RefSeq lists its product as hypothetical. Gene Ontology annotation, molecular function: ubiquitin binding. Lineage: Eukaryota; Ichthyosporea; Ichthyophonida. The coding region runs from base 60 to 1214 and encodes 384 amino acids. The record is from RefSeq and is a predicted model, not a curated record. The transcript has 4 exons.
CUGAAAGUGUCACAACUCUGCGUAAUGGACUCAAAUACGGACCGAAGGAUCGAGCUUUCAUGGUUCGCGCCGAGGUACAACAUUCAGCAUCCGACCAGAGCAUUGGGCACUUUAGUGACGUGGCAUUCGGUCAUGACAUUCCAACCUAUCCCGUGGCCGUGUCAGUCCAAAGUCCAGCGUGGCUUGACAUGAACGUGCACGUACCCUCCGCAUCCAAGCUGGUGAACCGUCUGUGGGUUCUGUACAGUCCGUGCACUUUGGUGACCUUCUCUGCACUGCCUGCCGUGAGUCACGGGGCACCGGCCAGCUCAGACACAGACACACACAUGGUACAAGCACACGCCGACGACUGUCAAUACCGUAUUGCACACACAUUAGGUGUGGGUGUGCAUGCAAGACACCCCAUUCACGAGCAGAUUGAGCGGGUGACAGGCACCGCCACGCACACGCGUGUGUCUCCGGGUGUGCACACCGUUUCUCCAGAGGUGCGAGUUGGCAUGUCUGUACCUGAUAAUGUAUCUGCGCCUGUACAGCCAGGGGUAAGCGGUGCUAGUGUGCCGGUCGCGACUAUACAGGCGGGUACAAACCGGUCCCAUAGUAGCUCGCAAGAGGUCGAGGGGUCUGAUGAUAUGAAAAGGCCAUUGCAGAACACACAUCAAGAAGCGCUGGCCGAUAUGCUCGCCAGAGUGCAGAAAGUCUUUCCGUCGCACGACCGAGAGGUUAUAAUGGGAGACCUACGAGAAACCAUGAAUGUGGAUGCUACGAUCGAAAAUGUGAUCACUGGGGCCUUACAAUUCCCGCCCAACGCACCAACAAGUACCGAACCGACGGGUAAGCACGAGAUGUCAUAUGACAGACACACGGGGAGUCAGCUGGGCACAAGCAGUGCCGCCACAGCUGCGGUGGAUGACAGUAGGGGAGGGUACAAUGGUUCCGAGAGCUCUACCAGCGUACACACACAAAACACUGUCACACAACCACACACACAGGAUGUGGGAGCACACACGGCCCAGCGAACGGAUGUGCAGCCGGGUGCGUGCGCUGUUCACUUGUUGGCGUCGCACACAGACAGACAGUUUAGUGACAAGAUGCUGGCGGCGUAUAUCGAUUGUGGCUCGGAUAUCCCUACGGCGUGGUCGUACGAUGAUUCACUGAGCAAAAAGAAGCUCGACCUCAUCGUGGGUGCGAGGAAGAGCGAGGCAAGUGCAAACUAA